AUGGGAGAAUUCAGUACAGGUAGUCAAGAAUUCGACUAUGACGAUGAUAUGCUUCCAAUGGAUGGAGGCGGAUUUAGGGAUCGUGUACACUCACAUGAUGUCGAUUCUCCAAUGACCGACGAUUUGGCCGGCAUACUGCCAAAUAUUCCAGGGUUUAAUUUUGCCAAACAUAAGGAAGAGAACAAGGACAUACCGUCUGAGCCCCUGGUGUUGUAUUGA
This is a messenger RNA of Cooperia oncophora, 219 nucleotides long. NCBI's taxonomy places the organism in Eukaryota, Metazoa, Nematoda, Chromadorea, Rhabditida, Trichostrongylidae. The record is from the annotation of a GenBank genome assembly.